UGCGCUCAUCCCGCGGUGGCGGAGACGGCGACGGCGGCAACGGCAACGGCAGCGGCGGCUGGGGCGCGGGGCAUGGUACUCGGGUCGGAGGGCCCGGCGCGCGCCGGGGGCCUCGUAGCUGACGUGGUGUUUGUGAUUGAGGGCACAGCUAACCUGGGGCCCUACUUCGAGGGGCUUCGAAAGCACUACCUGCUCCCCGCCAUCGAGUAUUUUAAUGGUGGUCCUCCUGCGGAGACCGACUUCGGGGGAGACUAUGGGGGGACCCAGUACAGCCUCGUGGUGUUCAACACGGUGGACUGCGCUCCAGAGUCCUACGUACAAUGUCACGCUCCUACCAGCAGCGCCUAUGAGUUUGUCACCUGGCUGGAUGGCAUUAAGUUCAUGGGCGGGGGUGGUGAGAGCUGCAGCCUCAUCGCAGAAGGUCUCAGCACAGCCCUGCAGCUGUUUGAUGACUUCAAGAAGAUGCGGGAGCAGAUCGGCCAGACACACCGCGUCUGCCUCCUCAUCUGUAACUCGCCCCCGUACCUGCUGCCUGCGGUGGAGAGCACCACCUACUCGGGGUGCACGACCGAGAGUCUCGUGCAGAAGAUUGGGGAGCGAGGGAUCUACUUCUCCAUCGUGUCGCCCCGGAAGCUGCCCGCCCUGCGGCUCCUGUUCGAGAAGGCGGCUCCUCCAGCCAUGCUGGAGCCGCUGCAGCCACCGGCAGAUGUGAGCCAGGACCCGCGGCACAUGGUGCUGGUUCGGGGCCUUGUGCUGCCAGUCGGCGGUGGCUCAGCCCCAGGCCCCCUCCAGCCAAAGCAGCCUGUGCCCCUGCCUCCCGCUCCACCCUCGGGUGCCACGCUCUCGGCAGCCCCCCAGCAGCCUCUUCCCCCUGUCCCCCAGCAGUACCAGGUCCCUGGGAACCUGAGUGCCGCCCAGGUGGCUGCCCAGAACGCAGUGGAGGCCGCCAAGAACCAGAAGGCCGGGCUGGGCCCUCGCUUCUCGCCUAUCAACCCUCUUCAGCAAGCUGCUCCAGGAGUGGGUUCCCCCUACAGCCAGGCCCAGGCCCCCCCAAUGCCCCCAGGGGCCCCCGGCGCCUCCAAGCCACCUCCGGCUUCCCAGCCCAGCCUGGUCUCCACUGUGGCCCCUGGCCUGGCCCCCUCUGCGCAGCCGGGAGCACCAUCCAUGGCGGGCACUGUGGCCCCAGGCGGGGUGAGUGGCCCUUCUGCUGCCCAGCUAGGGGCCCCAGCCCUCGGUGGGCAGCAGUCAGUCUCCAACAAACUUCUGGCCUGGAGCGGGGUCCUUGAGUGGCAAGAGAAGCCCAAGCCUGCCUCUGUGGACGCUAACACCAAGCUGACUCGCUCGCUGCCUUGUCAGGUCUACGUGAAUCACGGCGAGAACCUGAAGACGGAGCAGUGGCCCCAGAAGCUGAUCAUGCAGCUCAUCCCCCAGCAGCUGCUGACCACGCUGGGCCCCCUGUUCCGCAACUCGAGGAUGGUGCAGUUCCACUUCACCAACAAGGACCUGGACUCGCUCAAAGGCCUCUACCGCAUCAUGGGCAACGGCUUCGCGGGCUGCGUGCACUUUCCCCACACGGCCCCCUGCGAGGUGCGCGUGCUCAUGCUCCUGUACUCGUCCAAGAAGAAGAUCUUCAUGGGCCUCAUCCCCUACGACCAGAGCGGCUUCGUCAAUGGCAUCCGGCAGGUCAUCACCAACCACAAGCAAGUCCAGCAGCAGAAGCUGGAGCAGCAGCGUGGGAUGGGGGCACAGCAGGCGCCCCCAGGGCUGGGCCCCAUUCUGGAAGACCAGGCCAGGCCCUCGCAGAAUCUGCUCCAACUCCGCCCGCCGCAGCCCCAGCCUCAGGGUGCCGUGGGGGCCUCUGCAGCCACGGGGCAGCCCCAGCCCCAAGGUACUGCCCAGGCCCCCCCAGGUGCCCCACAAGGCCCCCCUGGAGCGGCCCCUGGCCCACCCCCGCCCGGACCCAUCCUUCGGCCCCAGAACCCUGGGGCCAACCCCCAGCUGCGGAGCCUUCUCCUCAACCCGCCACCGCCCCAGACUGGGGUUCCCCCACCCCAGGCCUCCCUGCACCACCUCCAGCCACCAGGGGCCCCUGCACUGCUGCCCCCACCGCACCAGGGCCUGGGGCAGCCCCAGCUGGGGCCCCCGCUCCUGCACCCACCACCCGCUCAGUCUUGGCCGGCACAGCUUCCCCCAAGGGCUCCACUGCCAGUGGCAAAACGAAAGCGAGAACGAGAGGGCCACGUGUUUCGAGAGAAAUGGGAGCGAGCCUAUUUCUUUGUGGAGGUGAAGAGCCUGCCCACGUGCUUAAUAUGCAAAAAAAUCGUGUCUGUGUUGAAAGAGUACAACCUGCGGCGCCACUAUGAAUCCAAACACAGUAAGAGCUUCGACCAGUACACGGAGCAGACGCGGGACGCCAUCCUCAGUGAGCUGAAGAAGGGCCUCAAGUGCCAGUAGGGUGGCGCUGGCGCAGCCAGUGGCGCCCCAGAGGAGUCCCACCUCCCAACGGCGAGCCUGCGAGGAGCGGAGGCGCUGCAUCCCGCCCGCCCACGAACCACGUCUGCCUGGACCUUCGCUUGCGUCCAGCAGGUGUUCGUGUCGCGCCGGGAGGUGAAGAGAAGCCCAGAGAUCAACAGGCGCCGUGGCUUGAGGAGCCACAUCUGUCGUGACCUUUUCUGUCGCUGCCCACGAACUCUGACCGCCCAGUCAGCUUUAUUUAUUUGUGAUGUGGAGACUCUCGACGUGACCGAAGAAGCCUGUGACGCGGUGCCCAGGGCAGGCCCGAUGCUGGCAGGUGACCGGCUUUCUGUGUGUGGAGAGAAACACGCAGCUUCGUGUAGGCUGGUCGGACCCCCUGAGCACAGCUCCUGGCCGUGGGGGGCAAUCCGUCAGUCGGCGUCCCGGGAGACCCCCGGCAGGUGCCUGGGUCCCAGGUGGCAUCACUGGCCAGAGCUCAAGCCAGGUUGCCUCCAUCACCAGGCCUCGACCUGCGCUCAAGAGAGCCAGUGGACACACAAUGCGACGGGCGAGACUCGCCUCUGGACCUUCACCACAGGCAGGCUGGUGACGAACUUGACCCCGCGUGUCCAUAGCAGCCCAGUGACCUAGUCGUCCCAGGACGCGGAGCCCCUGUCUGAACUGCUGGCAGGCAGUCUACUCGGUUCGCUGCAGAUGACGCCGAAGCCACCCCUCCGUCCCCCCGGGAAGGUCGGUCAGAGACCCUCCUGGACACGCUCUGCUCCGCGGGGCUGUUCACAAACAGCUGCUCGAAUGUGUGGCCGUGUGUGCCCCAUCCCGGCAGAAACGGGGAGGCCUUGGGCGAGGAGUCUCCAGACCCCCUUCCCUUCGCCGCAGUUGGUUUCCGGAAACGAAGUCCUGGUCGGGACCACAUGCACCCAGCUCGUGGGGUUCAAGACCAAACGUCCCUCGAGGCGCUCUGCACUCAGACGUGAUAGAAACGCACUGACACUGUCCCACUGGCCUCCCUCGGUGGACGUUGAUCGUGUGACCGCUGACCGUGAACAGCAGCUCCUGAGCAGGCGCCCCUGCUCUCCGGGAGCUGUCCUGACUCUCCAAGGUGGGACGCAGCCACGCUUGUGAACCGCCGUUUUCCGUUACCAAACCCAAGCAGAUUAAAUCCCACUCCCGGCUUCAGGAGCCAAGGAGGAAUUCUCAGCCGCCCAUCCCAGCGUGCGCUCCAAGGCCCGAACCUCGACCUCUGGAUGCAGCAGCAAUGAGGUCCGCCUCCCGGCCUCACGUCCAAGGAGCAGAAGAAUGAUGAAAGAGAAAAAAAUUUUAAUAAGCAAAUCUAUUUUUCAAUGUAUUUUUUCAAUUUUGGAUUUGAAGUAUAAACGCCAGUAUCACACAUGUUUGUAUUAUGUUCCGUGCAUUCACCAGAGUUGAGUAAAAAUUCCAUUUGAUUAUA
This is a messenger RNA of Phacochoerus africanus (Common warthog), 3922 nucleotides long. RefSeq names its product mediator complex subunit 25 (gene MED25). The coding region runs from base 73 to 2454 and encodes 793 amino acids. Gene Ontology annotation, biological process: positive regulation of transcription by RNA polymerase II. The record is from RefSeq and is a predicted model, not a curated record. The transcript is spliced from 18 exons. Gene Ontology annotation, cellular component: transcription regulator complex; mediator complex. NCBI's taxonomy places the organism in Eukaryota, Metazoa, Chordata, Mammalia, Artiodactyla, Suidae.